Dovyalis caffra is the source of this 2505-nucleotide messenger RNA. The record is from the annotation of a GenBank genome assembly. NCBI's taxonomy places the organism in Eukaryota, Viridiplantae, Streptophyta, Magnoliopsida, Malpighiales, Salicaceae.
AUGAUUACUGAUUUGGUUAUUCAGUUGAUACAGAGUAUGAGCGGUGCUCCUGUUAAGAGAUCGCAUGAAGAGGGCGGUCAUUCAUCUUCUUCUGCAAAAUACCCUCCACAUGAAGAUAUGGGUUCGUACCCUAAGCUGAUUUCUGGAGUUUCAAAUGAGUACCAUGCACCAUAUGAGAUGGGUCCAGAUGCUCGGGCAGCAAAGAUUUCCAGAACUGAAUCUCGAGAUGCAGAUAGAAGAUCACCUUUGCAUUCAGUGUAUCGAAUGCCGCCAUCUUCGAAUGAACCACACAUGGAUUCUCAUUCGAAUGUUGCUCCUGAAAGCAGGCUUGAAUCAAGGGAUUCCAAGGACAGCAGAGAUCACUGGAUUGAAAACCGUGACCCAAGGACUGAUGCAAGAGAAGUGUAUGGCGAGGCAAAAAGGGAAUCACAAAGUGUUAAAAAUGAAAAGGAUGUGAGAUUUGAGAGCAGAGGGGAUGACAAUAAGGAAGCACAGCAUGACAAGGAGGCUCAUAUUGAUCUGAAGAAUGACAAGAAGAUGGAAAAAGAUGGAUUUGGUGCAGCAAGUAGUCAGGUGAAUUGGAAGGAACCGAAAGAAUACCAUAGAGGAAAGAGGUAUUCGGAAUCCCCAGGUGGACAUGUGGAUCCUUGGCAUAUACCACGUGGUAAUUCCCAAGGCCUUGCUGAGAUGGUAAAGGAAGGCUCUAAUAUGGAGGAGAGGGAUCAUGCAGAAGGUCAUGAGGCGGUUGGCGAAAAUAAAGUUGAUUCAAAAGGCGAGGAUAGAUUUAAAGACAAGGAUAGGAAGAGGAAAGAUUUAAAGCACCGGGAAUGGGGAGACAGAGAUAAGGAAAGAAGUGACCGAAGGGGAAACAUGCAAGUUGGCAACAGUAGUGCUGAGGGCAAAGAGUCGGGGAAGGAAGAGAGAGAAGCAGAGAGGUGGGAGCGGGAGAGGAAGGAUCUGUCGAAAGACAGGGAAAGGUUGAACGAGAGGGAGAAGGACCACAUAAAGAGAGAAUCAGGAACUGGAGCCGAAAUAGAGGGUUUUCACAAUGAAAAGGAAUCUGUGGAUGGAUCUGUCAGAAUUUUUGAACAGGAAAAUCCAGUUUUAGAGCCAAAAAAACAGAAAGAUUUUGAUAACUGGAGAACUGUUGAUAGAGAAGCUAAAGACAGAAAGAAAGAAAUAGAAGCUGACAUAGAAGGAGAUAGACCUGAGAAGGGCAGCAGGAUGUAUGGCAAAGAAUCCGAUGAUGGAUUUGCAGAUGGUGAAAGGGCUACUGAGAGGGAAAGAGAAAUUUUUAACUAUGGAGUCCAGCAGCGCAAGAGGAUGCUUCGGCCAAGGGGCAGCCCACAAGUGGCAAAUCGUGAACCCCGUUUUAGGUCCCAUACUCAGGACACUGAAAGGUAUGUUAUUGCUCUGAUAAAGUUAUGGAAGGAGUAUGAAUCAUCUCAAUCUGAUAAAAAUGGUGAAAGCAGUCAUAAGGGCCCCACUCUUGAAAUUCGAAUACCAGCCGAGCAUGUUACUGCUACAAAUCGCCAAGUUGACUUAUUCUCCACUAGCCUUUAUCUGCAAGUUGAGGGAGGUUUAGAAUUGAAUGAGAUGGAUUGUGUGUGGGGUUUGGUAAGAGGGGGACAAUUAUGGGGGACGGAUGUAUACACGGAUGACUCUGACCUCGUUGCUGUUCUCAUGCAUACUGGCUACUGCCGUCCCACUGCUUCUCCUCCUCCACCUGCCAUCCAAGAGUUAUGUGCUACUAUCAGAGUGUUGCCUCCACAAGAUAGCUACACCUCUAUGCUGAGAAAUAAUGUUCGCUCACGUGCCUGGGGAGCUGGAAUUGGUUGUAGUUACCGUGUUGAGCGUUGCUGCAUCAUGAAGAAAGGAGGUGGAACCAUUGAUCUUGAGCCCUGUCUUACACAUACAUCAGCAGUGGAACCUACCCUUGCUCCUGUGGCUGUUGAACGGACGAUGACUACCCGCGCUGCAGCUUCGAAUGCAUUGCGGCAACAGAGAUUUGUACGUGAAGUUACAAUACAGUACAACCUAUGCAAUGAGCCAUGGAUAAAAUACAGCAUCAGUAUCGUUGCUGACAAGGGUCUGAAAAAGCCUCUCUAUACUUCUGCACGCUUGAAGAAGGGAGAGGUUCUAUAUUUAGAAACACAUUCAUGCAGGUAUGAGCUCUGUUUUACCGGAGAGAAAAUGGUGAGGUCGACACAGGCUUCUCAGGUGCAUGAAGAGACAGAGAAGUCCCAUAAUCACCACCCACAUUCCUCAAACGGUGAGAAGAAUGACACUGAUAAUGUUCUUAUUGAUGUAUUCCGGUGGUCUCGCUGUAAGAAACCACUACCACAGAAGGUCAUGCGAUCGGUAGGCAUCCCAUUGCCUCUUGAACAUGUUGAGGUAUUGGAGGAGAAUCUAGAGUGGGAAGAUGUGCAAUGGUCACAAACUGGCGUUUGGAUAGCUGGAAAAGAAUACGCACUUGCCAGGGUGCAUUUUCUAUCUCCAAGUUAG